AUGGCUACGCAGAUACAUGUCCAGCACGUCGAGAGGGUCAUCAAUUACACAUUCAGAUCAAAAUCCCUGAUAUUCCAGGCACUUACGGCGGCUGGAGCUGACAAAGAAAAUUAUGAUGGCUAUAGACAGCUGUCUCAGAUUGGAGCAUCCUUGGUAGAACUGCUUCUAGCCAUCAUAGUAUAUGGGACGGGCGUCGACAGGAGUAAGAAUGCACUACUCUUCGAGGGAAUCGGAGCUAUUCCAACACUGAUUGUUGCAAUCCUAGGGGGGACUGCGAAUCUGAGAAAAGAUUUUGUCGACAAGGAUCACUACUCGCUUGCGGCAAAGCAAACUGGCAUUGACCAGUGUAUCAGAAGAAACGAGCGAACUGCCGCAGAAUCGCCUGAGGUUCACCGGAAAGCAAUCAAUGCAAUCAUAUCGGCCGUGUUAUUGGACAGCUGGGAUGUUAGAGCUGCUCUGUGCGCUACGCUGCGUAUUUUCAUCGACGGCAAUAACGGCCCUCGCUUACGGAUGUUACCCGCUACUCCAAGCUCCACAAUGGAGGCCCUCCCUACUAUUCUGCAUGCAGUGCUGGCCCGAGAUACAGGGACUGUAGACCCGACCAUGCUCUCCGGCCGAUCAGUGGGAGGGGACUUUACUCACUCCAUAGUAUACACUCUAUUUGACCAAAGCAAUUUGGGUUUCCUUGCCUCAUCGCAAACGAAUCAAAGUACUGGAUCGGCAAGCGAGACUCCUGUUACAUGCCCCGAAAUUGACAUGUUAUGGUGCUUAGACGACCAAGCAAUUUACCAAGAUACAGCCACGGAAACCAAUUUUGCUUCUUCGUCUCCGAGCGCUUGGACAUGUAUCAUAGAUACCGAAGCUACCCCGGCAACUCCCACCCAGGAACAAGAAUCAGAUCGUACAGUGAGCCACUGUCAAGCGGAACAUGCGGAAUCCAAUACGACUCGGACUGCGAGGCAACCGAAGAAAAUUACUGGCCCAUCAGAACGCACGCGCAUUCGGCGUAUGAUCCACGAUUUUUUGGCCCAGGAGAGGAAAAAGUGCAUGACUGAGAAACUUGCACCACCAGAAGAUGGAUACCUGCGCCCGGAGGUUCAAAGCCAGGUCAUCGCUCUUGAGAAUGACUUCCUUGCCGUGCUUCUGAUGAAAAUAGGAGGCCCUCAGCAGAUCGUUGCUCUCCGUGAGACUAUCUGCAAAGAAAGAGCCCAGAACAACAUCCCUUCAUUCCUUUUCGAGGAAGGGAUGGCCGUGAGAAAAAGGCUGGGAAUUAUCUUUGAACUUGAUACAAAACUCGCCGCCACUCAGCUUUUUCGCUGGUACCACAUUUUCAAAUUAUUUGAGGAUUGUGGUGGUCGUGAAGCUCUUUCGUUCAGUGGCAAUAUGAAUACUACACCGACGACUUUCAACACAGAAAAGCAAGGUCGCGGAAAUCCCGUGCAUAGGGCGGACGCACUCGUAGCUAACGCCAUGGUACUUGAGUACUUUCCAGAUAUGCCAUCCAAUUCGGAUGACUUUAAGUCAAAAUUGAAGGUCAUGAAGCAUAUUCGAAAACUUGGGAAGCGACUGCAUAUGCUAGUGGAAAGGUUUGGGAUGGGAAUAUUAGGACUCAUGUUUAAUUUGAAUACAAGAAAUGACACCAUGGCCACCGCCGAUCGCAGGCUUCUCGACCCGAAGGAAACUGUGUUCACUACAUUUAUUAAUAUUCUUGAUUCCACCCAAGGUGAGCUCCUUAGGAAUAUCAACAACUCAAUUAAUCCCUUGUUGUCGGCUUUCUUGCACGGUACGCUAGAUUGCCAAGAGCCGUUCCCUUUAGAAACAGUUGAUCCAAGUACAAUCCUGGAAUUGGCAAAAGGUUCACCAUCUCUGUUGCGUCUGAUUCAGAAUGGGGAUGCUACGCGGAUGACUACGCUAUGGGAUCAACCUUAG
This is a messenger RNA of Aspergillus alliaceus, 1929 nucleotides long. RefSeq lists its product as uncharacterized. Gene Ontology annotation, biological process: RNA processing. NCBI's taxonomy places the organism in Eukaryota, Fungi, Ascomycota, Eurotiomycetes, Eurotiales, Aspergillaceae. The coding region runs from base 1 to 1929 and encodes 642 amino acids. The record is from RefSeq and is a predicted model, not a curated record. Gene Ontology annotation, molecular function: ribonuclease III activity. The transcript has 3 exons.